AUGACUUCUGGUUCAUUUGUGGCUUCUACUGAUCAAGGAAGUAGCUCGACAGUGAGGAUCGAAGAAGAUGGUCCUCCGGUGGCUAACUACCCGAUAAUUCCUCGAGAUGAGCUCGAGCUGUGUGAGCAACUGGGUGCCGGUGCUUAUGGAUCGGUCUAUCUUGGAAAGUGGAAAACCAAAGGGAAAGUAAUGACUGUGGCGUUGAAAAAAGUUUUUAUGCUUGAAAAGGAAGCUGAUAUUUUGUCCAGAAUUCGGCACCGCAAUAUAAUUCAAUUUUAUGGUGUUUCGAAAACAGAUCCAGACUUCUUUAUCGUUACAGAAUUCGCCGAAGGCGGAUCAUUAUACGAUUAUCUGCAUAAUCCAGAAAACCCUGACCUCGAUUUCCAACAAAUCAUUUCUUGGGCUAUACAGAUCGCCUCAGGAGUGGCUUACUUACAUUAUGAGGCUCCAGAAACAAUAAUUCAUCGCGACCUCAAAUCGAAAAAUAUCGUCUUAACUGGUGAACACAUUUGUAAGUUGUGCGAUUUCGGUACGUCGAAGAAUUUGACUCAUUCUUGGACUGAACCGUCGUGGGGUGGCACGGCUGCAUGGAUGAGUCCCGAAAUAAUCCUCCAAAAUGAAGGCAUCACAACGGCGACCGAUGUGUGGAGUUAUGCUGUCGUUCUAUGGGAAAUGAUCUCACGAGAGGUACCGUAUAAAGGACUUACUGAAUUUUGCGUGUAUUCUUUGAUUGCCCAAAAAGGCGUGACUCUAGUGAUACCCGAAAAAUGCCCGUCGGCUUUUGCAUGUCUGAUGAAAAGUUGUUGGAAAGUAAACCCAAAAGAACGGUACACUAUGCAUCAAGUAAUCGACGCGUUGAACGCUAUGCGGGUGAAUGCGGAACUGAGCAAAGAAUGUGGCCACUUCUUGAAGCAUAAAGAUGAAUGGAAAUGUGAAAUUGAACAACAACUCGAAGAAAUUGAGGCACAGAAAAUAGAUUUUGCGAUAAAAAUGGGAGAAUUAAGUCGUCGAGAGAACGCUUUGAAGAAGAGAGAAGCAACGCAAAGAGGCAAGUAUGGAGAGGAACAACUUGAAGGCGACGUGGCGUUGUGGGAUGAAGAGCAAGUUUGUCAAUGGAUUCGACAGAUAUGCAAAACACUAGCUGUCAAAAACGAACUCUUGGAUCAUAUGAUUGCGUCUGUUCUACACCAUAAUAUAAAUGGCAAUCGGCUACUGGACGUAACACAAAGGGAUCUGGAAUGCCUCGGCAUUUGCAGUCUUGGUGUAAGAUCCAAUUUGUACAACGAAGUGGUGAAUCUGCGAAGAGCGAACGACCGAAUGAAGAAUUUUCCAUCGUUGCAGGUCUCCUAUGAACUUGAUCGCAAAAAGAAGCUCGAGAAGCAAUCUCCACCACUAUCGCUCUCACUCAUCCUACAUUUGACAUCGUAUACACGACCGUCUGAUUUUGAAUCACAUCCGAAUUAUCGUUACAAAAUACUGUUGGAUACUGAUUGGGAUCAACGUUCAUUGGGAGAUCGUAUACCAGAUGAUUUGUAUCAUUCACAAGUUCUUGUCAAGAAUAUUUGCAUAUCGAUUCUUUGCGAUGACACGAGUGUAAAAUCAGAGCCGUACAGAUGUGAUUCUUAUCCUUUCACAAUGUCCGAGUGGAUUGAUUCACCGAUGAGAAGCAGUGAGGUCGAGAUUGUGUGUGCAAUCUGCUAUACAGAUCGUGUGAUUCGUCCUCGUACCACAUGCAUUCGCACCAAACUAAACGACUUUUCUAGACCGCAAACACUCGAAAAUAAGCGUGUUCAAGUAGUGGUUCGUAGUUACCCUUCAACACCGUCCAAUCGUUCACGACAUCCAUCGUCUGCCUCUAUCGAACGUUCAUCUAGUUCACAUCCGCUGAGCGCUGAUUCUCAGGAAUCAGGAACGCCCAGCAUAUUACAAGGUGUUUGGCACAAUCGUGCAACGAGUAGUGGAAGCAUUUUCGGUCGUGAUACAUCAACCGACUCGCCCUCUCCGGUUCUGUCGCAAAAGGCUGUCACUAAAUCUCCUUUGUGGGCCAAUAUAGCGGCUGGUCUAAUGAGUUCUCCGUCACAAUCGUUGUUGAACACUCAACAAUCUACCUCAUCAUACAGUGGCAGUGAUCUAUCAUUCCAGCAGAGUGUUUCAAGAAAGGAAAUGAAACCAGCACAACUCCUACGCGAAAAGAUCCCAAUCGCGCAGAGUCGUACGAUCUCAUUAAGCGAUUACCUGCGUAAUGAUUCAGUUCUUGUCAAUCCAGUCUCAAAAGUGCACGAUAAAAUUGCUGAUGAACGUCUCAGUAGAACCAAGUCGAGACGGCAGACGACGUCGAAGAAACCGAGUGGCACGAUGGUUCAGUCAGGACGGCGUCGACCUCCACCGAUCAUUAUUCCAAAACUCAAGUUCCAGUUAACUGCGAAUGAAAGUACAAGCGCUUUGGAUGGCGGUGAUCAAGUGUCGCUUCUUGAUGGUCGCUUAAAUGAUAUGGAUUUGAACAAAGAAUUGGAUAGUGUUAGCAUUGACGACGAAAGGAAUGCAAAACGAAGUCAUGACUCUCAAACAAAUCCAGAAGCACAGCAAAACGACCAAUGCUGUUGCCAUCAAUAUCAAUUGUCCGCCACAGAAACGCAUGAGGAAAAGAAACGAGAGAAAAUUUAUGGUGGAUAUCAGAAAUGGGGUUGGAAAUAG
This is a messenger RNA of Anisakis simplex (herring worm), 2694 nucleotides long. Lineage: Eukaryota; Metazoa; Nematoda; Chromadorea; Rhabditida; Anisakidae. The record is from the annotation of a GenBank genome assembly.